AUGAAGAAGUUGAUGUCGAAGAAAAAGCACAUUGAAGGUGACACAAUUGAAGUCACCCAUGGUUGUAGUGCUAUCAAGAUUAGAAAAAUUAAGGAAAAGAAUGAAGACUCCGGGGCUUUUACCAUCCUUUGCACCAUUGAAACACAUAUGUUCAUGCAAGAUUUAUGCAAUCUUGGUGCAAGUACAAACCUAAUGAUUUUUUCCAUCUACAAAAAUCUCAUAAUGGAUACUCCAACUCCAACAUCUUUGUUAUCGUUACUGGAGGACUGGUCUAUUAAGAGUUCGGACAGAAUUUUGUAUGAUGGUCUAGUCAUGGUGGAAAAAUUUAUACUUUCAACAGACUUUAUGGUUUUGGAUUGCGAAAUGGAACAAGAAGUUACCAUCAUUCUUGGUCGACUUUUCUUGGUCAUCGGAAGGCCCAUUGUUGACUUAGAGUUAGAUAAAAUGUGGUUUAGAGUUCAUGAUGACAAGGUCUCUUUUCAAAUAUGCAAAACAUCGAAGAAACCCAUGGAGCUUCAAGUGAUAUAA
Messenger RNA from Capsicum annuum, 528 nucleotides. RefSeq lists its product as uncharacterized. The coding region runs from base 1 to 528 and encodes 175 amino acids. The transcript has a single exon. The record is from RefSeq and is a predicted model, not a curated record. NCBI's taxonomy places the organism in Eukaryota, Viridiplantae, Streptophyta, Magnoliopsida, Solanales, Solanaceae.